AUGGCGUUUAUACACAGUGAUACCCCAACCUCGCCAUAUACUCACCCCCCUUCAAACCAAUUCUACUUCACCGAGCGCCCACGAUACUACGCGGCGAAGCAGAUCGCGAUGGGACAAUUCGACCAGCCACCAGCGGCGGCGCUGUUCCCCCCUAGGACUCAUAGCAUCCCGAGGAAGCACUCACAUGGAUCUCUCUUGGCUGAUCCUUCUGCCGGUGUUCGUGCUGAGCAGGUCGACUUUUCAACCUGGCGACCCAGGAGACCCUCCGCAGAGCGGCCUGUCUCUAUUUCGCCGUUCCGUUCGGUACAACGGAUGAAAGAGCCCUUCCCGCUUAGACUGCCGACAUCCCCGUCUUUUGAUAGCAGCACCAAGCCUGUGGCCCAAAAGGAAACCAAACAGCAGCGCCCUCUGAAUGGCUUCAAGACUUUGCGUAACUGGUGCUCGGAUCAAAACCUCGCGGCGAGCUUGCAGCCUCUUGGUCUUCUCCCCAGUCCAUCCAUUUCCGAACCGCGAGCUUCAAAGGCCAAGCCAUCGCCAACAUUCUUCCCACAGACAAGGAGUGAGAUCCGUGACGAUGAUGGAGAUGUUUCCGAUAGCUGCUACUCGCCCGACCUUAAGAUAGGUGUAGCCUGUGACGCUUCCCCGAUUUUCGAUGUGGACAAGGAAAACCAACCCCCGGUCGAGGUAUCCAUCGUGCCUAUCCCACAUGAGAGGUUCGUGCCAACGCAGUCUGUGGAUGAACAUAGCGAGUCGAUGCCAUCAAUUCCGACCCCAGAAACCCAGUCAACGUCUUCCCUUUCUCUGGAGAUUGAUGACGACAAGAAGCAAGAUGAUCAUAACAAAGAUACAUCUGACGGGAGUAGGGAAAGGGCCGAAACAAUGUCCAGUGAGGCGAGUAGUUGGGUGCCCAGUAACCUAACAUACUGUCAAAACUGGCUUCAAGGGGUGCUAGAUGAGAAGCCGAAAGAAGCAAAUCGGCGAAAGUUUCAGAUCGUUCAACACAGCCCCCCUCGUCCAAGUUUCAAGGUGGAAAGGAAACGCAAAGAUGAACCGGUGCGAUUGGCUUUUGCCACGAAGCCACGUCUUGUUGAUAUAUCUCGACAAUCGUCCCAUUCGAUGGGCUUCAUACCUCCGAUUCCACAGCACCCGAUAAUACCUUCAACACCUGAUCAACAACUUCAUGAGGUAUCGGCAUUCAGCCCCGACACACCGCUUGAGAUGCCAGACAGCGGCUAUGCUGCAUAUUCCUAUUUAGCUGAGGAAUACCCAGAUGCAAAUGGACACGGGCACGAUCAGUAUUCAGAUUCAGCGUCUGCGACUUCUGAAAGCGUUGCAUCAACGGUGGUGGGUGACGAAACAGACUCGGAAAAGCUGGGCUCUUUUUCGCCUCCCAAGACCGUCUCGAAUAAGAAUACGACUCGUCAGCCAGCCGUCCACGACUCCCCAAGUGGGCUCUCCAACAUGUCCGAUAAGGAGUGGUGGGAUCAUGAGUGGACCCUCGACCAGCUUGAUCAGUCCGUAAAGGACUUUCCGCGUGCAAUGCUUAGACUCACUUCUCCGGUCAUCAUGUUUCUUCGAAAAAGCGAUGAGGAUGCCAUCUUACGACCGUUCCGCAAGAUAUUUCCCGACGUGCCAGAAAACCUGCUGGAUUGUCUAUGUGCGGUUCUCAUCGCUCGCAACUAUAUCGUCCCGCUCGCCAAUUCAUAUCGCAAACACAACGGGCCGUCGCAUGGCAAUACUCAGCCUCACCCCGAUCCAGCCUCCAAAAAAGGUCGAACCCCAUUAGGAGUCCAUUGCCCUACGCCAUCAGCCUCACAGUUCAGAGAUCGUGUCCUGGGAGCACGCAGUGUCGAGCUUCGCAAAGACCUUGAUAAUCUCAUUGAUAAGCUACUCCUUGCUACUAGUGGGAGGACAGACGAAACGAUCAAAGCCGCCAUCACAGUCCUCACUCAAGUUCUCGAAGCCAAAUCUUGA
This is a messenger RNA of Penicilliopsis zonata CBS 506.65, 1974 nucleotides long. RefSeq lists its product as hypothetical. The coding region runs from base 1 to 1974 and encodes 657 amino acids. The record is from RefSeq and is a predicted model, not a curated record. Lineage: Eukaryota; Fungi; Ascomycota; Eurotiomycetes; Eurotiales; Aspergillaceae. The transcript is spliced from 2 exons.